GAGAGAGAGAAGAGGGGGAGAGAGAGAGCGAGAGAGAGAGAGAAGAGGGGGAGCACAUGUGUAUGCUUGUCACUAAGGGGCUGGGAGAAGGACUAAGGGAAGCGAGGUAGCUGGCCACAGCCGCCAUAUGCUGACUGGAUUCCUGUUCAUGUCUGCUGUGUGAAGACUGUAGGUUUCUGUUGUGUGCUGGCCAGCUGGGGAACACACCAUGGGAAGCUCACAUCUCCUCAACAAAGGCAUGCCUCUAGGCAUCAGGCCACCCAUUAUGAAUGGGCCCAUGCAUCCGCGCCCACUGGUGGCGCUGCUGGACGGGCGAGACUGCACUGUGGAGAUGCCCAUCCUGAAAGACGUAGCAACCGUGGCCUUUUGUGAUGCUCAGUCUACACAGGAGAUCCACGAGAAGGUGCUGAAUGAAGCUGUAGGAGCUCUGAUGUACCACACCAUUACUCUGAUGAGAGAAGACCUAGAAAAGUUUAAAGCUCUGCGCAUCAUCGUCCGCAUCGGUAGUGGCUAUGACAACAUUGACAUCAAAUCUGCCGGGGAACUGGGCAUAGCUGUGUGCAAUAUGCCAGCAGCCUCGGUGGAGGAGACGGCGGACUCCACACUGUGUCACAUCCUCACCUUGUACCGACGCAUCACCUGGCUGCACCAGGCUCUCCGGGAGGGCACGCGGGUUCAAAGCGUGGAGCAGAUCCGAGAGGUGGCGUCAGGAGCCGCGAGGAUCAGAGGAGAGACACUGGGACUUAUAGGGCUCGGUCGAGUAGGCCAGGCUGUAGCCCUGCGAGCCAAGGCCUUCGGCUUCAAUGUGAUCUUCUAUGACCCUUAUUUGGCUGACGGUGUAGAAAGAUCCCUGGGACUACAACGGGUUACCACACUACAGGACCUGCUCUUCCACUCUGACUGUGUCUCUCUGCACUGCAGCCUCAACGAACACAACCACCACCUGAUUAACGACUUCACCAUCAAACAGAUGCGCCAGGGGGCGUUCCUGGUGAACACGGCCAGGGGGGGUCUGGUGGAUGAGAAGGCCUUGGCUCAGGCCCUGAAGGAGGGGAGGAUACGUGGAGCUGCUCUGGAUGUUCAUGAGACAGAGCCUUUUAGUUUCAGUCAGGGUCCGCUGAAGGACGCUCCCAAUCUGAUCUGCACCCCACACGCUGCCUGGUACAGCGAACAGGCAUCGCUGGAGAUGAGAGAGGAGGCAGCCAGGGAGAUCCGAAGGGCUAUCACAGGUCGUGUCCCAGACAGUCUAAAGAACUGUGUGAAUAAGGAGUUCCUCUCCCAGAACAACCACUGGGCAGGAGUUGACCCAGCUACCGUCCACCCCGAGCUCAACGGGGCUUAUAGGUAUCCCCCAGGAGCGGUGAGCUUGCCAGCUGGCGGCCUCCCGCCACCCGUUGAAGGCAUUGUGCCCAGCGCCGUGCCCAUCACACACACCCUUCCGCCCGCUGUCACACACCCUCCUCAUGUCGCGUCCCCUGGACAAAAUACAGUCAAGCCACCAGAGGGCGACAGAGAGCAGCAUCCAAAUGACCAACUGUAGCCACAGACACAUACACACUCACACACAGCAACCGGGAUCCAAGUGAUAAGUUCCCCAGUGACAAGUUGUUAUCAGACAGGUUCACAGAGUGUCCAACGGACAGAUUGAGUUCCCAAUAACAAUCGAUUUACAACCCCUGGCAAAUUGGUUCCCAGCAGCCAGUUCACACUCCAAAGAAGAAGUUGAUGAUGAUGAUAAAUAAGAUGAUGAAGAGGAGUGGAUAGCUGUCAGAUGCUCUAAUCAAAGAGCAAGACAGCUGUCCUCUGCUCCAACCAGAAUUCCUGAUAAAGACUGUAAAGAUCCACAGGUUGAUCUUCACAUAACAACUACAGUAUGGUCAAGUUUCUGCCAGAAGUAAAAAAAAAUUAAAAAAAUAAAAAAUGUUACAAUAACUAUCUGUUGAUUUGGGAAGAAAAAAAAUACUGAAUCCAAUUCUGCUGUCUUAGACUGUAGUGCGUCCAAAGUUAGAGGGGCGGGUUUAAUGUCUUUCUCUCUUUUUCUGUGUCCUUUCCUUAGUUUGAUGUACAAGCAAAAGUAGUAGGUUAUGAAAUGAAUGUAACCUGUCUGUGUACAGUUUUUAGACUUACGCCAAGAAGAUACUGAUAUUUGUAUUCCAGUUUUAACAAAAAAAGGGUCUCUAUGUAGCCAAACUGGUAGAGAAUACAAUAUCUAUUUUUGUUUUAUGUGUCCCCAAAUUAAGAACCCCCUCAAAAAAAGAGGCAGCUUUUUGCACACCAUCUCAGGAAAUUAAGUUUCCGCAGUUGGUAUAUAUUUUCUUUCUUUUUUUAUUACUUUUUAUGCCACUUAGUGCUUUUGUUUUUCUACCUGCUUGCCUUUUCGUGUCCUGCUACAUUAGAUAAAAAUAACUUUAACAAGAGUUAAAGUUUAUCUAAUGUUUGCUUUUCUUUGUUAUGUUUAAGGGGCAUGUGAUUUUGCUCUUGGGACUUCAUGUAAAUGUUUGACCCAAAUAGAGGGGGUUGCGGGAGAAAAAGGCUGUAGGGAGGUGGUGUAAUGGUAUGCUUGGCUGGGACGACUUCAUCCCUAGUCACCAUUUUAAUUUACUAAAUAGAGUGGUUGGGAGCAGGUUGUGGGCAAGGCAAUGCACUGAGAGUUUGUAGCAGCUUACAGUUUUAGAAACAGUCUCAUAAAAAGGUAUUAUCUUUGUCGUCUUCAUGUUUAAAGAUCCAGUACUUCCACUAUUAACACACAUUCAUUUUCCAAGUCAUGGAGCAUGAACAGUUCAGCACACCAAGGUUUACAGAUAAUGCACAACAUUGUGUGUUGCUUUAUGCUAUGGAUCUGAAAAUCAGACUUGUGAAAAACUGCAUCAACAAACUCUAUAUAUCAAUUAUUCAACUGCUCUGCUUUCUGCAAACAACAUUUUUUGGUUCCUAUGUGAAGUUAAACUCACUUGUACAGAUAUCACAUCCAGUCAAGGACAGUUAAUGGUUACUGAGUGAAGGACAGUUAAUGGUUACUGAGUGAUGAGGAACAGUUGUGUUCUUGAAGGUAGGGACUGAACCAAAUGUUCAUAUUUUGUAAUCCACUCCCAAAUUGACCUGUUAAGACUUUUUUAAAUACUCUAUGGCUCGUCAGUUUGAUAAACUUUCAACAAACUAUAGGCGUUUCAUGAUAGCAUGUCAGAACGUACUGAUUAGUAUCCCUUUAACAUUUCAUGAUGGGUCCUUCCUGAGUAUACUGUUUAACCACCCUCAGUGGCCUCUGUGUCUAUGUGUACAUACUGUAUGGUGUUCUGCCUGCCUGUGUCAAUGUGACUUGGUUGUAUCUGUGUCUAAAAAAAAAAAAAGCAGCACUGGGAGAAGGGGUGGUGACUAGUACGCUCCACAAGGCAUCAUUACAGACUGCCAUCUAAAUACACAACUAAACAUUAUGUAAAAAAAGAACUACAGUAGCUUAGAAAAACUAGAAAUCUACAAAUCUACAAAUCGAAGCUAGCAAACUCAACCAGUUAUCUAUGCUUUUACUGGUAACAUUCCCACCAUGUAAACAAGAUGCUGAUGUUACGUAACAGUAAAAUAUUGGGAAUAUUUAUUCCUGUUCACAUGUUGUUGAUGUUAGCAGGCCAGCUAAGUGACGGUGCUUUUAGGAUCCCCUUCUACCAGCAGCUGAGUAGUAAAAACAGUUCACUGUUGCCUACCUGGUCUUCUUCAUGGGAAGGUAGUAAAAGUAGCAAUCAGGGAUGGAAAUUUCACGACCCAUUGGCGAGUAUUUCUGAGCUCUUACUGGCCAGAAUCUGAAGGGUUGUCUAGUACAGAAGGUACUGAGGUGACAUUUAAAUACCACUGUCAGAUUUCAGCCCCAAAAUGCUUGCAAUUGUUUGAAUUUUACUCUUAAUCUUUUCACACCAGAUGCCUGUUGUUAUGUGGGGGAGAAACUCUUUGCUUAUACUCCCUGAUAUAAAUUGUAAGCAUUCCUCAUUCAAACCGAAGGAUGCCAUAAGUGAAAAACAACAGACUCGCUUUUUAGGUGCUCCUUGAAAUUCCAUCCCUGGUAGUAACACACAGUCUACUGUUGCCUACCUUGGUCCCCUUUAUGGUAGUAAGUAGUAGGCGUAGCAAUAUACAGUAUACAUAUUCUAUAUUCUACAGUAAAUAUCAUUAUUUUUGGUCAAAACUGACAACCUGACAAAGAUAUGUUUGUGACUGUAUGCAUUUGUAUGAAUUAUUUUAAAAGGAAAUAAACUGUGGAAAGGUGAAGUUUGUGCCUUACCUCUAACCUCAA
Perca fluviatilis (European perch) is the source of this 4282-nucleotide messenger RNA. Its product is annotated as C-terminal-binding protein 1. The transcript has 11 exons. Gene Ontology annotation, molecular function: oxidoreductase activity, acting on the CH-OH group of donors, NAD or NADP as acceptor; transcription corepressor activity; NAD binding. The coding region runs from base 209 to 1540 and encodes 443 amino acids. The record is from RefSeq and is a predicted model, not a curated record. NCBI's taxonomy places the organism in Eukaryota, Metazoa, Chordata, Actinopteri, Perciformes, Percidae.